AUGCACUUUUUCAAGUCAAUAAUAUUAAUUGGUUCCACAGCGGUUUUCGGGCUUCCGAGCGCACCCGGCAAUAAGGACUUGAAUUGUGCGUAUGUCGUACAGGGCGAUGACAAGUAUCCCAGUGGGUAUUGCGGAACGAGCUGGUCCAGUAAAGAUAGAAAGAAUGUAUAUUGGACAUUCUCAAAACCUGAAGUAACUAGUGACUCGCCCUCUGAACACUGCUCCGACACAGAUACACGCUGGUGUUGUAAGAUCGAUGCAAGUCUUAAAGUCCAUCCUAACGACAUUCACUUUAUCGAUGACUCAGAGGUCAAUCAGAAAUGCAAGCACCCACCAAGCUGA
This is a messenger RNA of Puccinia triticina, 342 nucleotides long. RefSeq lists its product as uncharacterized. The record is from RefSeq and is a predicted model, not a curated record. The coding region runs from base 1 to 342 and encodes 113 amino acids. The transcript is spliced from 3 exons. NCBI's taxonomy places the organism in Eukaryota, Fungi, Basidiomycota, Pucciniomycetes, Pucciniales, Pucciniaceae.